This is a messenger RNA of Acaulospora colombiana, 1134 nucleotides long. NCBI's taxonomy places the organism in Eukaryota, Fungi, Glomeromycota, Glomeromycetes, Diversisporales, Acaulosporaceae. The record is from the annotation of a GenBank genome assembly.
AUGCUCAUGCAGGUAGUUUCCGCGAAUCGUGACACUAUUGACAUUCUCGCGACGGAAAUCUCCAGGCGACCCCCAACUCAACCACUUCCCGAUAAUGACCCCCUGGAAAAUUUGCAAUUUCCUAAACCACACCACCACCAUCUUCCAUUACCCCAUCUUCAUUCGCACUCAAUGUCAUCCUUCAACCCGUCGAUCUUUUUACCACACCGUCAUCAUCUGUUUCCAUUAUCAGACCCCUUUACACCCCGCCUGAGCACACCCCGAAACACGCACUCCCAUUUUCCAUUGCCUUGUGAAUUAUUGUUAAACCCUGAGCAUCAAUUAUCUCCGCUUCGAGCGAUGCUGCUGGCCUCAGCAUGUGCACGUCAGCAAGCCGGAAGAGGCGAUUUGAAAUUUAAUGAUAUUGUGGAGGCGUUAGAAGCGUUAACACGUCAGGCAAUGGAUUCGGUGACAGAUUCCAACGACGAUGAACAAUCUUCGACGACGAACAUUGAGAUCACAGUCACCACUGCCGUGUCAUCCGAAGGAGAGCCAGCAGAGCAAUCCGAGGUGAAUAGGGAAAUUUCGGAUUCGAAUGAGGCAUUGACAUUUCCUGCAAUUCAAAAUGCAUCGGACGAGAAAACCACCGAGGAUGGUAAUAUUCUUGAUAAUGAAAUAGACCGAAUAAAUACCGAUACCGAAGAAGAGAACGAGUCGUUCCCAGCAUCUCCCGAAGUACCGUCUUUGAUACCGAGCAAAUUCGUAGAACCCCCACUUACCAAAUUCGAUCCUUUCUCACGUGCAAAACCCUUACUACAGUUCGAGGACAUGUGUCCGGCUCAACCACCAAUUCUUCAAUACGAUCAAAAAUCAUUCUCUUUAAUCGAACUUCUUCUGCGUCCAAUAGCAAAUCAUUUGUUUGGGGCUUUGUUCACAGUGUCAGUUUCGUUGUUGGUGUUGAUAAUAGGAAUACAGUAUUGGGUGGGAUUAGUUAGAAAGAGGAAAGUUAGUUCCUCUUAUAAAUCGGGGUUUCACUCGCACAUUGCCAAGAAGUUCGACAAUCAUGACACCAAAAGGUUUCGCGAGUGUAAAAUUAUUGAUGAAAGAUGCGAAGAGGAGAGACUAUAUUGUAGAGACUUGGGAAAAGAUGUAUAG